AUGGGGCGAGGACGUCCGAAAAAGACGGUGUCACCGUUACCGGAUCUCACAAACGCUUCAUCUUCGAUUCCCACCUUGCAACCUAGUAACCUGCAAUCUUCUGUGAGUGCCUCUAGCUCCCGUAAGGUUGACGACGAUGCUGUUAAUGAAACUAUGGAGGAAGCAAAAUCGAAAGAAUCCCCUGAAACCCUAGUUCCGAAUCGCAAGCUAUGGGUUGAUAUCCUUAAGGAUAACCGAAAUCCUGCGAAAGGAAGGAGUAUGAAAUACAUUGCCCCAAAAAGCAUUGAAGGUGGAUGCGAAGUUGCGAUUGAAGAGGCUGAUAUAGUUGAUGAAAUCCAAUUCGGGCGACCAUCUCUUGUACUCUAUGCUUUGGGAUGUGAGUUGAGUAUGCACGCCGUCAAAAACUUCAUGAGUAAGAACUGGUAUUUUGUUCAAUUACCAGACAUGUAUUAUCACGAAGAGGGGUAUUUUAUUCUCAGAUUCAAUUCUUUCAAAGAUAGGGAUGAUGUGUUGAUGAAAGGACCUUACUCUAUCAGAAAUAUGCCGCUACUCAUUCGUGAAUGGAGGCCAGAAUUCAAUCUACAAACUGAUUUGCUUCGAACUCUUCCCAUCUGGGUUAAAUUGCCUAAUCUUCCUCUGUACCUGUGGGGCGAAACAAGUCUCAACAAAAUAGGAAGUGCUCUUGGUGUUCCUAUAGUUACCGAUGAAUGCACGGCAAAUAGAUUGCGGAUCUCCUAUGCCAGGAUUAUGGUUGAAAUGGACAUUACAAAAGAUCUUCCAAGUGAGAUUAUUAUUAGGGAUAAUCAUGGUGAGAAGAUGCGACAAGCUAUAGAAUACGAAUGGCGUCCUGUUUUCUGUGGUAGUUGUCAAAAAUUUGGUCAUAAUUGCGACAAGCCUAAGCCCAAAGCGAGAAUUUGGCAACCAAAAGCUCCUGUUGAGAUCAAGAAUUCAGCACUCCCAACUGAAGAGGAACCACCAGUAACAAAGACUCAGCCCACAAUUUCCCCAUUACCUGUCAUCCAAUCACCUACUGAUGCUACAAUUACAGAUCCAGUUCAGAGAACCCCUGAUGCUAAGCAAUGGACUUCAGUUAGAAAAUCUGGCAAGGAGCGUGGCAAGCGAGUCAUGAUAGAGGAAACUGAUGCUUUUGUUCUGAGUACAAACGACUUUGAUGCUCUAGGGAUUUUGAGUGAUCUUCUAGUGCUAUAA
This is a messenger RNA of Vicia villosa (hairy vetch), 1209 nucleotides long. RefSeq lists its product as uncharacterized. The transcript has a single exon. The coding region runs from base 1 to 1209 and encodes 402 amino acids. The record is from RefSeq and is a predicted model, not a curated record. NCBI's taxonomy places the organism in Eukaryota, Viridiplantae, Streptophyta, Magnoliopsida, Fabales, Fabaceae.